Salvelinus namaycush (lake trout) is the source of this 2868-nucleotide messenger RNA. RefSeq names its product thrombospondin-3b-like. The coding region runs from base 1 to 2868 and encodes 955 amino acids. Gene Ontology annotation, biological process: cell adhesion. The record is from RefSeq and is a predicted model, not a curated record. Lineage: Eukaryota; Metazoa; Chordata; Actinopteri; Salmoniformes; Salmonidae. The transcript has 23 exons. Gene Ontology annotation, molecular function: calcium ion binding; heparin binding. Gene Ontology annotation, cellular component: extracellular region.
AUGGAUAUGGUGAGGUUUGUGCUAAGUUUGCUGCUUGCGAGCGCGGCGGUUCUCUUGGGCUUGACCAGGGCUUCAGAAAUGCAAGUGAUUGACAUGCUGGAGCUGCACGAUGCCAGGCAGAGUGCGUCCGCGGUGGGAAAGAUGUCGGGGGCUCUGGGCUUCGUGUCGGACCUUUACCUGGUGUCAACUCUUCGUCUGCCACCCAAACUGGGAGGAGUGCUGUUGGGAGUCUACAACAAAGGCGACAACAGGAAGUACCUGGAGGUGGCCCUCAUGGGCAAGGUCAACAAAGUUCUGGUGCGCUACGUACGCGAGGAUGGUAAACUCCACACAGUGAACCUCCAGAACCCCGGCCUCUCCGAUGGACUCACCCAGUCACUCAUCCUCCGUGUGGGUGGGCUCCAACGAAACCACCUCCACAUGGAACUCUAUGUCAACUGCCGAUUGGCUGACUCAGCACAAGUCCUGCCAUCCAUGGUCCAGCUCCCAGCCGAGGCAGAGUCUGUGGAGAUACGCAACGGGCAGAAGGCCUAUGCCAGGCUACAGGGCUCAGUGGACUCUUUGCAACUGGCUUUGGGUGGCUCCAUAGCCAAAGCAGGAAUCCUUACCGACUGUCCGUUUCAGGGGGAUACAAAUUUUCAGAAUUCAGUUAGCGCAGAUGUCAAUGCCAUUCUGGGUGACCACACCAAGGCUUUGAUUGGCCAGCUGAUCAUCUUCAACCAGAUUCUUGGCGAACUCCGAGAGGACAUCAGGGAACAGGUAAAGGAGAUGUCUCUGAUUAGGAACACUAUCUUGGAGUGCCAAGUGUGUGGCUUCCAUGAGACCCACUCUCGCUGCGAGCCCAACCCCUGCUAUAAGGGCGUGGCCUGUACAGAGACCUGGGAGUACCCAGGGUACCGUUGUGGUGCCUGCCCAGACGGCAUGACGGGGAAUGGCACCCACUGCCAGGACAUUGACGAGUGUGCUCUAGCCCGGCCCUGUUUCUCGCCUGAGGGGUGCGUAAACACGGCCAAGGGCUUCACCUGUGAACCAUGUCCCGUCGGCUUCUCAGGACCCCUCCUUAGCGGGCUUGGGGUGGAGUUUGCCAAGAGCCACAAGCAGAAGUGCACAGAUGUGGAUGAGUGUGCUGACCUCUCCAAGUCCUGCGUGCCCAACUCUGUCUGCAUCAACACAGAGGGCUCGUUCAGGUGUGGUCCGUGUAAGGAGAGCUUCGUAGGCAACCAGACGGUGGGCUGUUUCCUGCGGAGGUCCUGCGCCACGCUGGGCUUCAACCCCUGUGACGUCAACGCCCACUGUGUCAUAAAGGGUGCUGCCAGGGUCUCCUGCGAGUGUAAUGUGGGCUGGGCAGGUAAUGGGCAUACAUGUGGUCCAGACACAGACAUCGAUGGCUACCCCGACCAGCCUCUCCCCUGCAUAGACAAUGACUAUCACUGCCGAGUCGACAACUGUGUGAACACGCCCAACUCUGGCCAGGAGGACGCAGACGGAGACGGUAUAGGUGACCAGUGUGAUGAAGAUGCGGAUGGAGACGGCAUCAGGAACGUGGAGGACAACUGCCGUCUGGUCCCCAACAAGGAUCAACAGAACUCGGACACAGACUCAUAUGGGGACACGUGUGACAACUGCCCCAACGUUCCCAAUGGAAGCCAGAAGGACACAGAUGGAAACGGGGCUGGGGACACCUGUGACAAUGACAUUGAUGGGGAUGGUAUCCCAAACGUGCUGGACAACUGUCCCAAGGUGCCCAACCCUAUGCAGACUGACCGUGAUGGGGAUCGAGUGGGGGACGCCUGUGACAGCUGCCCGGAAGUCAACGACCCCAUGCAGUCUGAUAUAGACAACGACCUGGUGGGAGAUGUGUGUGACACCAACCAGGACAUGGAUGGGGAUGGCCACCAGGAUUCAAGGGACAACUGUCCAGACGUCCCUAACAGCUCCCAGCUGGACUCAGACAAUGACGGCAUCGGCAACGAAUGCGACGAUGACGACGACAACGAUGGCAUUCCAGAUGCAAGACCUCCCGGGCCGGAUAACUGUCGUCUCAUCCCUAACCCCAGCCAGACAGACACUGAUGGAAAUGGCAUUGGUGACAUGUGCGAGAAUGACUUUGACAACGACUCCGUGAUAGACUUGAUUGACGUGUGUCCAGAGAGCGCUGAAGUCACAAUGACCGACUUCAGAAACUAUCAGACGGUCAUCCUGAACCCGGAGGGCGAUGCCCAAAUCGAACCCAAGUGGAUUGUGCUCAAUCGGGGUAUGGAAAUUGUUCAAACCAUGAACAGUGACCCUGGUUUGGCCAUAGGCUACACAGCCUUUAACGGGGUAGACUUUGAAGGGACGUUCCACAUCAACACAGCCACAGACGAUGACUACGUGGGCUUCAUCUUCGGUUACCAGGACUCGUCCAGCUUCUACGUGGUCAUGUGGAAACAGACGGAGCAGACCUACUGGCAGUCGCUGCCUUUUAGGGCCAUGGCUCAGCCAGGCCUGCAACUAAAGGCAGUGAAGUCACGUACGGGUCCAGGCGAGUACCUCCGGAACGCCCUGUGGCACACGGGCGACACCCCGGGCGAGGUCACCCUGCUGUGGAAGGACCCCCGGAAUGUGGGGUGGAGGGACAAGACAUCCUACCGCUGGCACCUCAGCCACCGCCCGCAGGUGGGCUACAUCAAAGUGAAACUGUAUGAAGGCAUGACAUUGGUGGCAGACUCAGGCGUGCUGGUGGACACUUCAAUGAGGGGCGGGAGGCUGGGCGUCUUCUGCUUCUCCCAGGAGCAAAUCAUCUGGUCCAACCUGGGCUAUCGCUGCAACGAUACUGUACCAGAGGACUAUGAGUUCUACCGCAAGCAGAUCCACAUCAGGGUCUGA